AGUGGCAACUAAUCGCUCCUCUGCGCCCGACAUCAGCAUUGCAUCUAUCUCUGAAUCAGGCGCAGUAUUAUCAAUGCGGAAUGCACAGGAAAGCUGUGCUGUACACUGAUACAAUGCAAGUGAGCGGAUUUGUUUGAUUCUAUGAAAACAUGGGUGAAAAUGACUAAAGAUUAUGCAACAUAUUAGUAAAUGCCGCAGGAGGGCACAGGCAAGACAAAAAAAUGAACUGUCAUCUGAAGGUUCCACUUGUGCUCCUGGAGGAGACCCAGGAAUUGAGAUCCAACACAAAAGGGGCCGUUGAGCGUCUCUACCUUGAUGCUGGGGACGGAACAGAUGGAGCUAUAAGGAGAAGGCGACACGGAAUGCAUCCAGAAGACGUUAUGUGGAACGUGCACCAGGGACGAGGUUAUUAAAGGUGCUGCUGGCAGCACAGGACUACACAGGAGAAUACAGAGCCGUCCUGCUAAUAACAAGGUCUUUGUGAGAUCUUCACUUGGGAGCGCAGGAUGGAUGGUACAGAGGAGAAAGCAGACGCUCCGGAUGACGAGAGCAAUCUAGAGGAUGACGAUUUCCUCUCCCAGCUCACCGAUGAAGAGAGAGAGUGUCUUCAAUACUUACUGGAGACCAUCGAAUCGCUGGACCAAGACCAGGAUGAAAAUGUUACUAUAAAUGAACAAGAUACCGGUGAACAUUUCAGAACCCCAAGAGAAGGCCUCCAAGAAAUUGAUAAAAAACUGAGGAGUUUGAGUGAAAGUGUCAAGGUAUCGGAUAAAACCGAACACGAUCCAACCUCAUCAAAGAUGAAGAUCAUAAAGUCUUUCUCGGAAGACUGUCCAGGGUUAUCCAUCACUGUCACUCCGGACACAAGCCAAAGGUCCACCAGCUCUCAUCCAAGCCAUCUGAGGAAGUUUGAUACCAUAAUGAGAUCAGGUGUCAACGUCCAGGAGCUAAGAGCUCGUUUUAUCCGGCAGCAAGGCAGUUCAACUUUUGAAGACCCUUCCAAGGGACCAGAAUUAUCAGCGGCUUCUAAACCGUUACCCCAGGUGCCCAAUAAUCAAAAGUCCGCUAGGCAGGAGGCAUUGCAAAAGUUGGGCUUAAUCAAAAGGAAUCAGAGCAACUCAAAUGCAGGUGAAAACUCCCCCGAAGGCCAGCAUGGUAUGGACCAAGACUCACCUGCAAAGAACUGUGAGAUAAACCAAAACCAUCCAAAAACAGGGACAGAUUUACCUCACUCUGUUGAAAGAAAACCAGGAGCUUUGGACAAAAUGUGGCCACCCUAAAGCUUGAGAGGACCUGCUUAUUAUUAUUUUAUUUUUUUAAAUUAUAAUCACCAAAUUGCCAUAUGGGUUCACCAGGGUGGAGCUUACAACUGAAUUCGACAGCAAAACACUUUGUAGCACUGAUUAAUUAUUUCCAUUCUUAUCAUUGUACUGGAUGUCAUAGAUUAUAUUGUAUCCAAGACCCAGGUUAUCAUUAAACGAAGGUUAAACCAAAACGGACAGAACUAGCUGGCCAUAACUUCUGAUCUACUCACCAAUACAAGUUACAGAAGAAUACAAAACUGCUUUUAAUUUAGGUUUGCAUGUAGAAAGUAUUGGUGUUAGAACAGUGAUUAAAGUGGAAAUAAACCAUUGCCCUUAUUUAUCAAUGAGUGAUACAUAUCACUGAGUGAUAAUUUGCACCAGCCAAUCCGCUCCUAACUGUCAUUUUUCAAACACAGCCUGUGACAUGGAAGGUAGGAGCUGAUUGGCUGGUGCAAUUUAUCACUCACAGUGAAAUGUAUCACUAAUUGAUAAUUAAGGGCAAAGGUUUAUACAAAUAUUCUAAUAUUCUGUGGAAGAGAUAUUUUAGUACAUUGGCAGUAUCCACCAAUUUGUCAGGUCUUAGGUAUCGCUGGCUGCAGUCCACAACAGUAAUGUCACAUGCUCUGUACAUAAACGAAGGCAGUAGGAAAUGAAGUUGUGACAUUCACAGCUGCUAACAGGUCACUUUAUUUAGUAUUUUAAGAAUGCGAGAAAGACUUUCACAAAAAUAUGCAGACGUCUACUGAACAACUUCAGGAUAAAGAUCUGGACUGACAGACUUCUUUUAACAUCCAAACACAACUAACCGCAGAGAAAAAUAUUUUGGCAGGGCUUCGUUCCACUUUAAGUCCAUACAGGUUCAUAAUUGCACUCUUCGCUCCGCUUGUGCUUGUCUACGAAACUGAAAUCAACCUAGAUUCUGAAUUUAUCUGUAGUCUGCUAAAGAGGAUCUCAACUUUUAAAGAAUUUAGGGGGACAUUUACUAAGCAGUGAUAAGAGCUGAGAAGUGAGCCAGUGGAGAAGUGGCCCCAUCAACCAAUCAGCAGCUCUGUAUCAUUUUAUAGUAUGCAACUUAUAGAUGUUACUUCAGUGCUGAUUGGUUGCCAUGGGCAGCUUCUCCACUGGCUCACUUCUCUGCUCUUAUUACUGCUUAGUACAUUUCCGCCUUAGGCUUCUCAGGACAAAUUUGGCUGCACUUUAACUCAAUUACCAGUAGUAGGCGCUGCAGAUUUCAUUAUAAGAAAACACAGGCAGCAGAAACCGUGAAUGCUGGAUUACUGUUACAAUAAGUAUCUCAUGGAACUUCCAUGGUAAGACUAUUUGCAAUAAAAUAUGAUCUAAUUAAGCCAAUUGAAAAAAAUAUAUAGAUAUAUCUCUAAUAAGUCAAUGGCCGAUUGAGCUUAAAUUCACUAAUGAUUUUAGGAUUAUUAAUAAAAGAUGAUUUAUUUUCAUUGA
Messenger RNA from Pseudophryne corroboree (corroboree frog), 2759 nucleotides. RefSeq lists its product as uncharacterized. Bases 507 to 1280 code for a protein of 257 amino acids. The record is from RefSeq and is a predicted model, not a curated record. Lineage: Eukaryota; Metazoa; Chordata; Amphibia; Anura; Myobatrachidae. The transcript has 5 exons.